UUCUACUUGGACAAGUCAAACCUGCCUCCAAAUUCAACAUCUAAAGCUGCUUAUAUAGAUAAGUUUAUGAGACCUCUGAACUGCUUGGACGAACUUUACCGACUCAUAGGGUCCUUCAUCCGCUCGAAGCGCACGGCGGCCUGCGCGUACACUGCCUGCAGCGCCUCCGGCGUGGGGCUGCUCUCCGUGUCCUCCGAGCUCUGCAGCAGGCUCGGCGCCUGUCACAUCAUUAUGUGCAACAGCGGCGUUCACCGCUGCACUCUGAGCGUGACCCUGGAGCAGGCCAUCAUCCUGGCGCGGAGCCACGGGCUGCCCCCGCGCUACAUCAUGCAGGCCACGGACGUCAUGCGCAAGCAGGGAGCAAGAGUACAAAAUACAGCCAAGAAUUUAGGAGUGAGGGACCGAACACCACAGUCCGUCCCAAGAUUAUACAAGUUAUGCCAGCCACCACCACCCGUUGGAGAAGAAUGAGGAGAACUGCUCCAGAAAAUAACCCAAUAAAGACUUUUAGGACACCAGGACUGUGAAAUCUAACUGCAUUGUAGCAGUAUGUGCCUGGGGCUUUGAUAAGUAAAAGCCCUUUACUCAGGAUAAAGAAAGAAAUAUCCUAAAUAGUCUGUAUUGACAUUGGAAUAUGACUUCCAAAAAAAGCAUUUCUGGAAUCCUGGAAUCUGUGCACUCCAGCCUUGUUAGGAAAACAGGAUUUUUCCUCGGGAUUUUUACACUGGAAUCAUGUUCAUUAGAUGCUCAGUCCUGUUUAGCUACACAAAAUAGGCACAGGCAGUAGCUUGAAAACAGAUCUCUUGUGUCCAAGUGAAAUCAUUCUCUCUGAGCUAGAGUAUCCUUCUCCUGGAAUGGAUAAAAGCCUACAUAAGGGGCAGGCACUUCAUAUGGGGCCUUUUGCACUGAUAAUCCCUUUUUUUUUUUUAAUCCUGUCAGCAUCAUAAAUUCUCACCUUUUUAUAACAAUGAAAUUAAAGUUUCAAGGAUAUCGUGUAAGUGAGGUUUAAGGAUAAAAACUCAUCUCAGAGUUGUGUGUAAUGACUCCAGGCUGACUGCUUCUAUGAAUAUGUGUCCAUAGAAG
This is a messenger RNA of Tinamus guttatus (white-throated tinamou), 1083 nucleotides long. NCBI's taxonomy places the organism in Eukaryota, Metazoa, Chordata, Aves, Tinamiformes, Tinamidae. The record is from RefSeq and is a predicted model, not a curated record.